Moneuplotes crassus is the source of this 942-nucleotide messenger RNA. The record is from the annotation of a GenBank genome assembly. NCBI's taxonomy places the organism in Eukaryota, Ciliophora, Spirotrichea, Euplotida, Euplotidae.
AUGGAAGUUAACGAAGAAGCUACUGAAAAGCAGACCAAAAUGUGGAAUUCUUUCAGCAAGACUUAUGAAGACUCUUUUGAAAAUAUCACUAUUCAGUCUUCAGUCAUACUGUACAGUCUAACUAAGGCCAAGAAGUUCUCUAAGAUCUGAGAGGUUGGAGUCGGAUGUGGACUUGCUUCAAGGAUGUUCAUUGCCAAUAUCAUGAAGAAGGGUGCCUUCUACUUCUGCAGUGAUUUCUCUGAUGAGAUGAAUAGAAUUUAUUACGAGCAUUUCCAAGAGUGUGACACUGCUUUUAAUCCUAAAGUGAAACUGGAGUGGAUCAAAGACUCUGAAGCUAUAAAUGUUACUAAGAAAGCUGAAGAUAUGGGAGAAGAUAUUGAAAAGAAAUUGUUCUUACAUCAAGCUAAUAAUGAGAAGCUUCCAUAUCCAGAUGAAUCUUUUGAUUUAUAUCUCUCAAGUUUGUCACUGAUGCUUGUCGAUAACUACAUGAACCAGCUCAAGGAAGCUUAUAGAGUUCUUGAGAAAGGAGGAGUGGCAGGAUUCACAGUUCAUGGGAAGCCAGAAAACUGCAAUUAUUUGAGCUUUGUUCCUGACGUAAUAAAGAGCCUCGGGCACGAAAUCCCUCCUGCCACUACUAAACCCAUCACCCACCUCUGUGACAAAGACUCUCUCCACACCGACCUCACCAACGUCGGCUUCACCAUCAUAAAAACCUUCUACACCAACAUCAACAUGCUAUUCGACGACGUAAUGAUCUUAUUCGAUUCCUUAAUAAAAUCGCCUAUCCUGAAGAACCUUGUGGACAACCUGACUGAAGACCAGAAGGAAGAACUCUUUGUAGAAAUGAAGAAACAGUGGGAGAUUAAGUAUGGGCCAGAGACUACGGAGGUGCAGGAGUGGCAGAUUUUGGUAUGUAUUGUUACUAAGUAGAGGAGUAGGUGG